AUGGAAGAUACUGUUAAAUACCUUAAAGAAAAGUUGGAGAUCGAAGAAUCUGAAGUGAAACCACCGGAUGAGAUGAGAAGCUUAAUAGGACAAAGAUGCAAUGAGCAAGACAAAAGAUUCGCGAAUUGGGAGAGUGGCAUCAGAUGUUCAACGGGAACGUGCAUGAGAAUAAAAUGUUUUUAUUGCGGAUCUGGUCACAAUAGCGCUUUGUAUAGGAAACGCAGCGAAAUGAAGAAGCAAAGCGAGAAUUUCAAAAAUGGUGAGAAAGCAAACAUAAACUCAAAGAAAGUGGCGGCCACGGUUGCGGAUGAUAGCAUUCGGGAAGCAAUCAAUGGUAAGCAAAUUGAAUUUAAAACAUCACCAAGUGUGGGAAUGUUAACAGCAGGAAUGGUAGAAACAAGGAAAUAUGAAAACCGAAAGAUAACCUUCGGAGUUCAAACACUGUCCGAGAAUGUGAAGAAUAUCCAAGUACAAAUUGUCGAUUCGAUACUCGAACAGAUACCGUAUGUAAUAAAUAAUGAAAGAGGGCAACUAGCUGAAGGUAAAUGGGGAAAACCAUAUGUAUUAUUAGGUGUGUAA
Molecule: messenger RNA, 579 nt
Organism: Loa loa (African eye worm)
Lineage: Eukaryota; Metazoa; Nematoda; Chromadorea; Rhabditida; Onchocercidae
Exons: 3
Coding region: 1-579 (192 amino acids)
Source: RefSeq, a predicted model, not a curated record